UAUCCAAUCUCUUACUCAACAACACAGCAUAAUAGUAACCUAAUUUAUUAACCUGCGCCGCACACGGACACUACAGUCAUAAAGUAAAACUAUAAAGGGUAAUUCCGUCAACACAAUUACCCAUUAUCUUUCCCACCCAAGGUCCUCCCCAAGUCUCUCAUAAACACCGAUAAACCAAAAAAAAAAAAAAAAACACUCAGAGAGAGAGAGAGAAAAGAAAACACUUUUCGAGUGUGUUUUGAUUUUUUGUUGCGCUUUUUCCUUCUUGUUACUAUUGAACUCAACAUUUAUAAUAUGUUGUUGUUCCACAUUUAACCCUAAUAACCGACCCCAAUUCUUCACCGUAAUUUUUCUCACAUUCGAUCUCUGAGAUCUAUUUUCCGGACAAGAUUCUCUGUUAGGGUUUCGGAAUCUUAUUCAAUUGCUUCCAAUUAGGGUUUCUCUAUUGGAUUGGAUUUCGUGCGUUUUCCUUUUCGUUUGAUUUCAAUUUCAUAAAUAGGGUUUGGGUUGGGGUUUUUGCUUCCGCGAUGCCGCGAAGUUCGAAGCAUAAAUCAAGUAAGCAUAGUUCGAGGGACUACUCUGAUUCCGAGAGAGAUUCCGGUGUCAAAGAUCGGAAGAGUAAGGAGGAGAAUUCUGUGAAGGUUUCGAAGGAUUCAAGUGUUGAGAAACGGAGAUUGGAUUCGAAGGAGUUGCACGGGAACGGUGAGUAUUCUGAUGAGUAUGGUUCCUCGUCAAAGCGGCGCAGGGAGAGUGGUGGUGGAGGUGGAGAUAGGUGGAAUGGUGGUGAUGAAGGUUCGAAGAAAUCAAAGGCAAUUGGGGAUUCAAAGAGUAGUAGGAGGAGGGAUGGGAGUGUGGGGGUGCACGGUGAUGGUGAGGAGCUGAAAAGGAGUAGUGGGAAGCAUAGGGAUUCGUCGUCUUCUGGCCGGAAGGAGAACCUGGAGAAGGAGAAGGAAAAGGAUAGGAAAUUCAAAGAAGGUAGAAUUGAAGAAUCUGUCAAUGAUCAAGAACAGCGUUCAUCCAAGCAAGUGCUUGAAAAUAAUGAUUCAAAAAAAGUAGACGAGUUGCGAAGCCCUGAACAAGAUAUCCAGCUUGAGAGGCGAAUGAGGAAGAAAAGGGAUGACUAUGGUGAUGGGGAUAAGCAUCAAGAUGAUGUCGGAGAUGGUUAUGACAGACAUUUGUCUUCUAGGGAUGACAUUUCCAAGGAUGGAAAGAAAAAGGAUGACAGGCGAAACGAUGAAAAAUACAGAGAUAAAUAUAGGGAUGAAAAGGACAGGGAGAACAAACAUCGACAUGACAAGCAACGUGACGAGCGUCCUGCAAAAGAUCAUACUACCAUUAGGUCUGACGAUAAACAUACAAGGGAAGAAAAGAAUAAUUUAGAAUCACGACAAAAGAGAAGCAAGCAUCCAGAGAGUGACAGGGACCAUUAUCGUGAUCGAGAUGGAGAACGAGACCGUGAUUUUGAAUAUGUUCGUGAUCGUGAGCGGCGCCAUGAACGUGAUCAUGAUUAUGAUUUUGAUAGGGAUCAUGAUUAUGAUAGAGACCGAGACCGAGAUUGGGACUGGGAUCGUGAACGAGAUUUUGACCGGGAACGAGACAGAGACCGUGAUCGUCAUCGUGAUGGGUCACAUGGGGAAGAUAGAAGUACAAGGGGCAAAGAUGGUGGGGCCAAAAAAAGAACUUUGGAUGAUCGUGAUGAUUAUAGUGAUUCUAAAGCUAGAGUUGUUAAAAACUACUAUCCUGAAACGGAGAAGAGGAGUUUGACCAACAGUAGGGCUGAUUCUGAUAUUGACAGAGGAAGGUCUCUACCUCGACAAGCCCAUCCAGAUUCAACUGGGACUAGCAGUAAACGCAGAUCUUCUCCUGUCUCGAAUGCACAUAUUGGCAAAGAUGAAUAUAGAAAUGCAAAUGCUGAAGAUACAAAGUAUAGAGACUCAAAUAUAGAACAGAGAACCAAAGCCUCAAGAGAGGGUUACUCCGGGAUUUCAGAUAGAGGCCCAAAAUACAAACUAAUGGAGAAAUCCAUUAAAAUAGAGGAAUGUCCUGCAGGAGACUUUUCUACAGAAAGGCCUUCUAGUGCCAAGGCUUCACCCAUGGGCUUGAUGGAGAGAUCUCCGUCAUCAACAAGCAUUGAACGCAGAUAUAUGAAUAAAAACGUUGUUAAGAGGAAUCUUGAAAUUGAGGAUAGUGGAAGAAGGAGCAGUACCGACGCAAGAGAUAUCUCAGAUGAUAGACUUGGCCCAGAGAAAGCAAUAUUGGACGAGCCCUCUCAACCAGAUUCAUCUUUCUAUGGUAGGACUAAUCAGAACAAUCCACCAGUAAUUCCUCACCCACCUGGUUUCAGGGCUGCACUAGACAGACCAUAUAUGGGUUCUUUAGAGGAUGAUGUUAGAGAUAACUCAAAUGCACGAUACAGGAGAAGUACUGAGCCUAACUUUGGAAGAGUGCAUGGUGGCAAUUCCUGGAGGGGACAUCCAAACUGGACUUCACACGUUCCAAAUGGAUUUGUUCCCUUCCCACCUGGGCCAGGUCAUGGAGGUUUUCAAACAAUGAUACCACAGUUUUCAUCUCAACCUCUUUUUGGUGUUAGACCUCCGUUGGAAGUUAACCAUGCUGGUAUUCCCUACCAUAUUGCUGAUGCUGACAGGUUUCCAGGUCACUUACGCCCACUUGGGUGGCCAAGUUUGAUGGAUGGUACAGGACCUGCUCAUCUGCAUGGAUGGGAUAACAAUAAUGGGGUUUCUAGAGAUGAUCCUCAUAUGUAUGGUGGUUCUGAUUGGGACAGACACAGGCACCCAACAAAUAGUCAUGGAUGGGAUUCAGAGACUUGGAAAGAACAGAAUAGUGAUUCAAAGAAAGACUUGCCUUCCCCAGCUUGCAAAGAUGAACCAGUUCCUGCCGUGGUUGACAAUGGUGUGCCUGACCAGACUAUUCAGGUGUCUCAGGAUGAAUCUCAUGAGAAAUCUCCUGAUACAAAGUUGUCCAGCGUCAGUUCUCCAAGAAAAGUACCUUCGAACUCUUUGCCCACAACUGAUCUUGAAAAGGUGCCCGAUACUUCAACACCUGAUGACAUUUCAUCUCUUUUUACCCGUUUCUACCUUUCCAAACUUGACAUAUCAGCAGACCUAGUACUGCCAGAGUUGUAUGACCAGUGUGAAUGUGCUCUGAACGUUGGCAAGAAAGCAUCCAAUGAUGUUUUUGCUAGUACCGGACUAUCCUUGAAGAAUGGGUCAAGGGCACAACAGAAAUACGCCGCCACUUUCUCAAGACAUUCACCUUUUCCGGUAGUUGAUAAUUCUAUCUUCCAGAGAGCCAUUGAUCUUUACAAGAAGCAUAGGGUGAAACUGCCUACUAAAGGAGAUUUAGAUAUAUUUGCACCCUCCAAGUCCGACCAGGUGCAAAUCGACGAGCCAGUUCCAAUUUCCAGUUUGGAGAAUAGGCAUAACCAGGUGCAAAUGGACGAGUCGGUUCCUAUUUCCAGUUUGGAGAAUAGGCAUAACCAGGUGCAAAUGGAAGAGUCAGUUCCUAUUUCCAGUUUGGAGAAUAGGCAGGUUUCUGUGUCAGCUUCUGAUGCAACAAAAGAUGCGGCAACACCUGCAUUACAACCAAAGGAAGUCGAAACUCUAUCUCUGGCAAAGGAGCAGUUGGAAGAGAUCAAUCAAACCUGCAGUCAAAUGGAGCAAGAUCGUGAUUGUAUCCAUACUUUGAAGAUAGGCGUGUCUAGUCCAUCGUCUGGUCCUGAGAACCAAGAAGUAGCUGUGUCAAAGGAUGCUGAGGAAGACGAUAAAGUCACACUUGAUCAGCUGAAUACAGAGGAUGCUGAGGACGACCACUCCAUUGCAGCAAAAAGCGAAGCACUGUUGGCUCCCACUUCGCAUGAAGAGUGCGAAAACAUGAAUAUCGAUGAAGCUACAGUUACUGGUUUUUCCCAAUAUACAGAUGAAAAACUGGAUUUUGGUGACACAAAGGGUAAUCCCUUAAUUUUUGAGGAUGGGUCUCCCAAAGCGUGUGAUGCUUUGAUGCCUGGUACAAAUGAGUCUGAGUCGCUAAUUUUAAGCCGGAUACAUCAUUCUCCUGAAAGUACACAUUGAGACAAUUUCUAUUUCUAUGCUAUUAAUCCCGCAGGUUUUAAAUUUCUUCCCCUUUUUUUUUUUGUUGCUUCAUUUUGAGCGAGGAAAUAAAAUGAAAUGCCAUUCGUAUUCCCCUAGAAA
Messenger RNA from Trifolium pratense (red clover), 4211 nucleotides. RefSeq lists its product as uncharacterized. The coding region runs from base 528 to 4091 and encodes 1187 amino acids. The transcript is spliced from 5 exons. The record is from RefSeq and is a predicted model, not a curated record. Lineage: Eukaryota; Viridiplantae; Streptophyta; Magnoliopsida; Fabales; Fabaceae.